AUGUCGACGCCAUCAGCAACGCGUGCACUCGACUACCUCGAAACCCUCCCUGGCCUGACCUUCGCCAAACUAUACGCCCAACCCAGCACAGCACUCGCGGUCUUCAGGCGCAUGCUCCCUCAUCUAGCCAAAACCAUAGUCAUGGCCAUGCUGUAUCUCCCCACCACAAUGAGCGCAUCCUCCCUCGAAACUUGGUUCAAAGGUGAUGGUGCCAGCCAGGCAGAACGAGAACGGGCAGUCAGCGUGCUGGUCCGGCUAAAGAUCAUGAUGGAAGAGCAAGGAGCACAUGGGCAGGGGUUGCUCUAUCGGUUGAGUCCGGCAUUUGCACAGGGAUUGAGGUGUGCGUUGACGGGCGCAGCUGGGACGGGAGGUGGAGCAGGAAAGGGAAGCUUUGGGGUGGCGUGUAGUGCGGAGGAGGUGAAAGCAGAGGAAGCACAAAGCGGAGAGGUGGUGGAUGUUGCAUUCCUGGAUGACUUUGCGCGCAAGCAGUGGGAGGCAAUCUUAUAUUAUGUUGUUGGGUCGGCGAAUAGCGGCCUCACGGGCGAGAACGACAUCGCUUCAGGGACAAAGACUUUGCUGCAGAACGGCGGAUAUGUGCAGUUGAAGAGCGCCGGACGACAGCGUGUCAUUACUCAGCAAGGCUUUACAUUUUUGUUGGAGGAAGUCAACGCACAAGUCUGGAGUCUGRCAGUGGUGUAUCUGAACUUUUGCGAAAAGCUCGGAAUGGAACCUCCAGAUGUCCUCUCCUUCCUCUUCACCCUCGGCUCUCUCGAAUUGGGAAUCGCCUACAGCGCCCGCAGCUUAACGCCCACUCAGAAUCAAAUGCUCACGGACCUCGAGUCUUUCGGACUGGUCUACCGCCGCACCCCAACAUCAAACCACUUCUAUCCAACCCGCCUCUCAACAACCCUGACCUCCGACUCUCCAGCUCUCCUAAACUCCUCCCUCACAUCUGCCUCUAGCUCUUCAGGCGCCGCAACCGGCGAAAAAGGCUACAUCAUCCUUGAAACCAACUACCGCCUCUACGCCUACACCUCAUCACCCCUCCAAAUCUCCCUCCUAUCCCUCUUCUCCACCCUCCACACCCGGUAUCCAAACCUCAUAACAGCCAAAAUAACAAAAGCGUCCAUUGCCUCCGCAAUCUCACAAUCCAUCACCGCAGACCAAAUCAUCACAUACCUCUCCACCCACGCCCAUCCAAUCUUGCGGCGUUCGGCAGCAAUCCAUCAAGCUCCAAUCCUCCCUCCAACAGUCGUGGAUCAGAUCCGUCUGUGGCAAAUCGAAGGGGAGAGAAUGACGACUUGGAAGGGGUUUUAUAUCAAAGAUAUGGGCGAGGAGGAGUAUAGGAAAGCUGUGGAGUAUGCGGAAGCUCUUGGGGUGUUGAGGCAGAGGUUCGAUUCGAAGAGAGCGUUCUUUGUGUCGAGAAUGGAUCAGAUGCAGGGGUAUUUUAAGCAGCAGGCGGCGAAUAAGAAGAGAGACAAGGCUGCCGCAGGAGGAGGCUGA
Messenger RNA from Ramularia collo-cygni, 1503 nucleotides. Its product is annotated as related to transcription/repair factor TFIIH subunit. Gene Ontology annotation, biological process: nucleotide-excision repair. NCBI's taxonomy places the organism in Eukaryota, Fungi, Ascomycota, Dothideomycetes, Mycosphaerellales, Mycosphaerellaceae. Gene Ontology annotation, cellular component: transcription factor TFIIH holo complex; transcription factor TFIIH core complex. The transcript has 2 exons. The record is from RefSeq and is a predicted model, not a curated record. Gene Ontology annotation, molecular function: double-stranded DNA binding; ATPase activator activity. The coding region runs from base 1 to 1503 and encodes 500 amino acids.